UCAAUCCGCUGGCGCAACUCACUUCUUCGUCCAUAGAUUCAUAAGUCUCAAGAGAUGGGAAAUCGCAAAAAGUGAAAACUCAAUCAAAUCUCCAAUGAGAACUAGCUUAGGUUAAUUAGCCAAUUUUCACGUUGUCAUCCCUAUUAUGUUUCUAAAUGUUUUUACGGCGCAAGUUUCACCGUUCAAAUAACCCAAAUCGGCUUCGUCGUUACCGAUAGUGGCGCUAUGUAAAGAAAACUAGCGAGCGUUAUGACGUCAUGCAAGACCGCGCGCAAAUGCUGAGGAAUGAUUAAGCAAGACCGUCAGCUGUUUUCGAAGAAAAACAAGAAUGGCGGCAAGCAAAAGUGUCAUUGUGCUCGCGCCGAAUGGUCGCCGACAAACCGUGAAAGUAACGCCAAACACGACAAUAUUGCAGAUACUGGAACAAGUGUGUCAAAAACAUGGCUACGAGACCGAGGAAUAUGACAUCAAGCAUUACAAUCGCGUUCUCGACGCCAAUGCCAUCUUCCGAUUUACCGGUUUACCGAACAACGCUCAACUGGAGAUGGUACCUUGCACCAAAAAGAGACUUGACUCAAAUGUGAUGGUUGGCAUUCAAACUGAAAGCGGAGACCGAGUGACAGGUGAAUUUCAGCCUAGUAAUUCCUUGGCUCAAGUUCUGAAUCAGCUGUGUCCGGACCAAAUGCUACCAACUGCAGCUCUUAUCUACAUGCAUCGCGAGGUCUGCGGGUUGGACCUACUGGAACAAACGACGCUCAGAUCGCUGGGACUGAACUGCGGCAGAGCUAUGCUUAGAUUAAUUCAUCGCGAUCCUGAGCAACCCAGAACUCAGGCUCAUGUGUCGGCUCCUUUGGCUGCAAGGCCGUCUCAAGAAAACAUUGACUUGGCACGCCGUAUGGCUGAAACUAAUCGACAGACAGCGGCAUUGCGAGGAGGCGCACAGAAAAAUAUAGAUCCCAUAUCAGUCCUGAAAACAGGAAAGACUGUACAGCAUCAUACACAAGCUUCAGUUUCAGAAAAGAUACCAAAACUUGAUUGCGAUCUGAAGGUUGAAGAAAAAACGGAUGUAACUGAAACUGAAAACACAGGAAUACCAAUGGAUACAUCUGAGAGUAGUAUAGAAGAAUCAAAAGUUGAAUUCCUGGGAGAUAGAAAUGCCCUAGUGUUUAAUCAGGCUGGAGCAGAAGCCUUGCCACGUAAUGAAUUACCCGACAACUUUUUUGACCUUACUGUCGAGGACGCUCGGCACUUACUGAAAGAUGCUAUCCGCCUUAGAGCAGAGCUGGAUGAGGCUCCACUUCUAACUUCGGCUCAGAGACAAUUGGACGAGAACAAAAGGAUUUUGCAUCAUUUACAUAAAUAUCGUAAAACCGUGAUUAGAAUUCAGUUCCCAGAUCAAUUGGUACUUCAGGGCUUGUUCGGCCCGCUUGAAACAGUUCAGGCAGUUAAAGAAUUUGUAAAAAUUUACCUUGCCAAUCCUGACGCCGAGUUCAUGCUUUAUACAACACCUCCACGUACUGUACUGGAUCCCGGUGCACGGUUGGUUGACGCCAAUCUAGUGCCCUCAGCUAUACUUCACUACUCUGGCCAGUCUAGUUUGAAAUCUGAACUAAACAACAAACUUACCGAUCCCAGAGUUGCUGGUAUUCAAGCAGUAAAAUCUAGAAUGGCAAUGGCGCGGAGAGGUGUGGACAGUUUUGAGAAUGAGGAUAUACCUGACAUCAGUAUGACACAGGAAAACAGACUGGAAAGGGUAGUAGAAACACCAAAGCAAUCAGAACCCACACCUGGACCGAGUCAUAGAAACCUUGCACAUGCAACCAAAGCUAAUGUACCGAAAUGGUUUAAGCAGCCGUUUAAAUAAUCAUUGAACCUUUUCUGAGAUAUCCUGGUAUGGAAUACCUCAUUGAAGCAGUAUGACUGAAUAAUGAGCUGUCAUUUACGUGUUUACUAUUGUUAUCUAUUAUUAAAAUACAGCAAGAGGAAAAGCUGUUAUCCCGAUUUUUCAUGUUAAGACCCUGUAGUAGUCCUGCUUUUACCGUCCGAGCAAACUCAUACCUUUUCUUCGUAUAUUAAAUAAACAGAAGGGGUUCAAGUCUCGACGGUGCAUCAUUCUUUCGUAGCGGAAUUCAGGAAUGUUACUCGUAUUCCAAAAAUCAUCAAAAACAUGAUUUUUUUAAACAUUUUACUAUUUCAACAUUUCUCGCAUCUCAGGGGCCAAAAGUGCAUGGUUGAGAUACUUUCCGCAAUUCCAGCAAGAAUGAGAAAUAAAAUGAGACAUCGCAAGACUGCUUUCAUGCAAUAUUAAGGCUGCUCAACGAAAACUAGGAAUUACAGUAAUUUUGUAGAUAAAAGACGCUCUCACGCUGUGCUCGGGCGACCAUACCAACCAAGGAACUUCGCGCCCAGCUGAUCGCUAGAGCAUUUUUUAUUUACGAAAUUAUUUGUAUCCCUAGUUUUCGUAUAGCGACUUCAAUAUUGCAUGAAAACAGUCUGACGAUGGCUUAUUUUAGUCCUCAUCCUUUCUAGAAUUGCGGAAGGUAUCUCAACUGUGCACUUAUUGGCCCUUGAAAUGCGGGAACUGUUUAAAUAGUAACGUGUUUCAAAAAACCACUCAUCUAUUUAAUGCUUUUCAAGAUAUGAGUAACAUUUUUGAAUUCCGCCAUGAAAGAGCGAUGCACCGUCGAAGCUUCAAGCCUUUCCGUUCAUUUGUUGAUUUAAUAUCGGAGGAAAAGGGAUGAGUUUGCUUAGUCGGUAGGGGUAGGCUGUGACAGGACCAUAAAUUAAAGAUUGAAAUGAUUUUUUGUAACAAUACAGUUCCUCACAGGCCUUUGUAAAACAAUAAAUGAUCUUCAAAUUUA
Molecule: messenger RNA, 2861 nt
Organism: Neodiprion virginianus
Lineage: Eukaryota; Metazoa; Arthropoda; Insecta; Hymenoptera; Diprionidae
Product: tether containing UBX domain for GLUT4
Exons: 7
Coding region: 329-1864 (511 amino acids)
Molecular function (GO): protein binding
Source: RefSeq, a predicted model, not a curated record